CCUGAAGCUUAUCAGGCUGUGCAGCUAAAUUUGGGGUUGUGGUUUGACUCUUGCCUGCUGUCACCAUGAGCUGUGGCACCAAAUCUUCGACCAGCACCAUCAGAAUUAGCAGUGGAGGGGGAGGAGGAGGUGGAAGAUGCAGUGGUGGAGGUGGUGGAGGUGGUGGAGGGGGUAGGUCUGGUGGAUACUCCUCAAUGUCCUCAAGAAGAUACACCUCUUCUGGAGGCAGCGGAGGCUUUUCUGGGAGAAGCUUUGGUGGAGGAGCCUCCAGGAGCAGCUACGGGGGAGGCUUCAGCAGCGGCAGCUGCGGCAGGAUCAGCCGCGGCAGCUACGGGGGCAGAAUGAGCGGCGGCAGCUACGGCGGGGGAAUGAGCGGCGGCAGCUACGGCGGGGGAAUGAGCUGCGGCAGCAUGGGGGGAGGACUCGCAUCAGGAGGGGGCGGCUUUGGGGGGAUGGGAGGUGGUUAUGGAGGCGGUGGGUACGGCGGAGGUGGAUUCAGUGGCUUUGGGGGUAGUGGUGGCUUUGGUGGCGGCGGCAGCUAUGGUGGAGGCAGUUUUGGUGGCAUGGGCUUUGGGGAGGAUUCUGGCUUGCUCUCCACGAACGAGAAGUUGACCAUGCAGAACCUCAAUGAUCGCCUGGCGUCGUACAUGGAUAAAGUGCGACGCUUGGAGGAAGAAAAUUCCCAACUUGAGCAGCUCAUCAGGGAGUGGUACAAAAAUCAAGCUCCCUCUCAGAGCAAGGAUUACAGCCAAUAUUACAGGACAAUUGAAGAGCUGCAAAACCAGAUUGUUGGUGCAAAUGUGGAUCUUAACAGGAUGCUACUUGACAUGGACAACACCAGAAUGACUGUGGAUGACUUCAGACUGAAGUAUGAGACUGAAUACACUCUCCACCAGAGUGUGGCAAGUGAUAUCAAUGGAUUACGCCCACUUUUGGAUCAACUGACUCUGUCCAGAUCUGACUUGGAGACACAGUUUGAGUCCCUGAAAGAGGAACUGAUCUUCCUGAAGAAGAACCACGAAGAGGAAAUGAGAGGACUGCAAGGCCAGUCUGGUGGAGAUGUCAAUGUGGAGGUCAAUGCUACUCCUGGAAUUAACUUAAUGGAAAAAUUGAAUGAAAUGCGCAGCGAGUACGAGAGGCUCAUAGAGAACAACCGGAAGGAGGUGGAAAGCUGGUAUGAAACCAAGAUGGAAGAAGUUAAUCAACAAGUCCACACCAGUGGCCAGGAGAUACAAUCAAGCAACCAGCAGAUCUCUGAGUUGAGGCGUGAAUAUCAGAGUCUGGAAAUUGAGCUGCAGUCACAGAUCAGCAUGAUCGACUCUCUGCAGUCCAACCUGGAGGACACGGAGCGGCGCUAUAACAUGCAGCUGCAGCAGAUCCAGGGCAUGAUCGGGCCCUUGGAGGAGGAGCUGGCCAGCAUCCGCUGCGAGAUGGAGAGCCAGAACGAGGAGUACAAGAUGCUGCUGGGCAUCAAGACCCGCCUGGAGCAGGAGAUCCAGCAGUACAGGGCCCUGCUGGAGGAGGGGCAGCACGACCUUGUAAUCCCAGCAGGAGGAAUGGGAGGAGGCAUGGGAGGAGGCAUGGGAGGUGGUAGAAUUGGAGGUGGUGGUUAUUCUGGAGGAGGAAGAGGAGGAGGUGGUGGCAUGAGUGGUGGAUAUGGAGGUGGUGGCAGCGGAAUGGGAGGAGGAAUGGGAGGAGGAAUGGGAGGAGGAAGUUGUGGAGGAGGAAUGGGAGGAGGAAGUGGUGGAGGAGGAAUGGGAGGAGGAAGUGGAGGAAUGGGAGGAGGAAGCGGUGGUGGAUGCAUUGGAGGAGGAGGAGGAGGAAGAACCUCAGGAGGCAUCAGCAGCUCCCACUCCUACUCUUCAUCUUCCCAGUCCCAGUCCUGCAGGAGUGGUGGUGAAAGCCAAGGAUACGGAAGAAAAUCUUUUGACUGAGAAUAUACAUCAAGGAUCUUCCAGCACAAGACCUUUCAAAAAGAAACUGGCCCAAAUCCGCUGCAUUCCCCACACUCCCAAGGAAAGAUGAUGCUCUGAACAGUUCCUGGGAGCUGCAGAUUCCACCUGUCCCCCUGCCCUGCAUGCUCUGUGCUGCUUCUGCCCACAAAGCUCUGCAGUUUCAGUCAUUUGCACUCAAACUGCUGCUUUACAGAUCCAACCUGUUUGGUACUCAGGUUGCUCUGAAUCAGGAAAAUGUCUCUAAUAAAAUUUAAUUUCUGUCUGAUGC
Molecule: messenger RNA, 2223 nt
Organism: Oenanthe melanoleuca
Lineage: Eukaryota; Metazoa; Chordata; Aves; Passeriformes; Muscicapidae
Product: keratin, type I cytoskeletal 10-like
Exons: 8
Coding region: 66-1934 (622 amino acids)
Cellular component (GO): keratin filament
Molecular function (GO): structural molecule activity
Source: RefSeq, a predicted model, not a curated record